AUGACCCCCACUCUUGAGCCGCGAUAUGACACAAAUGAAAUCAUCCAGCUGGAUCCGAGGAAAGGCGAACGGGAAUAUAGCAUAUUGAUCAUCAACCCCAAUACCUCAACGCAUAUGACCGAAGCCCUUAAGCCCAUAUUGGCAAGCAUGAACUACCAAGAUGUGCACUUCGAGUACUUCACUGCUCCAGACUCCACCGUGGAGAUCGAUGGGGUCGAGAUUGACCCAAUCGCCAGCAUCAAUAACGCCGAAGAAUCGUGCAAGUCAGCAUUGAAUUGCUGGCCCGUACGGGAGUUUAUCGGCCAUUAUGACGCGUUUCUUGUAGCGUGCUACUCCGCGCAUCCAUUCGUUGGCAGGCUCAGGGAGGACAUUACGGCAAGCGAAGAAGCCAGCUCGACGAGAAACAAAUAUGUCACUGGAAUCUUUGAAGCAUCCAUCGCUGCUUCGCUCUCCUUAGUUAGUGGUUUCGCAUUGAAAGAUCCAAUCAAUCCAGCAGAGAAGCUACACAAGUACCAAGAGAAGGGCAGCUUUGGCAUUGUGACCACAGGCUCCGCGUGGAAGGAGGAGCUCACCAAUGCGGUCCAGGGAGCGCUGGGCUACGACUAUGAGGACGGGAGCUCCAUCCACUUUGCGGGCGUCGAGACCACCGGCCUGACAGCAGUUGAAUUGCACACCACGGAACCAGAGGAAGUGCGACGCAGGAUCAUCGACGCUACCCGUAACCUGCUUCGCAACUCGGAAUCUCGUGUUAAGGUUAUCUGUCUGGGAUGCGCAGGUAUGGCUGGCAUGGAGGAGGCGGUACGGGAGGGCUGUACUCAGGAAUAUGGACAUCCAGAAGGCCAACGUGUACGCAUUGUUGACGGGGUGGUUGCCGGUGCUGGAAACCUGAUCACAGCCUUGAAGGCAGGAUUCUGA
Molecule: messenger RNA, 915 nt
Organism: Penicillium samsonianum
Lineage: Eukaryota; Fungi; Ascomycota; Eurotiomycetes; Eurotiales; Aspergillaceae
Product: aspartate/glutamate racemase family protein
Exons: 1
Coding region: 1-915 (304 amino acids)
Source: RefSeq, a predicted model, not a curated record